Molecule: messenger RNA, 7566 nt
Organism: Peromyscus eremicus (cactus mouse)
Lineage: Eukaryota; Metazoa; Chordata; Mammalia; Rodentia; Cricetidae
Gene: Armcx4
Product: armadillo repeat containing X-linked 4
Exons: 5
Coding region: 387-7247 (2286 amino acids)
Source: RefSeq, a predicted model, not a curated record
GGCUUUUCAUGUUUGAAGUAGGGCUUUUUAGUCCUGGAAGCAAGGGAAAGAGGGGGAGACUGUUUUGGAACUAUGGAGGUUGAUACGAAGCUCCUCCUGCAUGUCUGCUUCAGAGUCUGAGAUCACUGGAAGCGAGGAAGCAAAGAAAAAAUUAUCUCUGAUCCCUAGAACUGGUCUAAAGGUCUCGUGCCUGUGUGUACAUUAGGGUGUUUCACUGAGCAAAAGAAGGAUAGAAGAGGAGGCUUCAUUCAUUCAUUCCAGGUCUACUUUGAGUGGCAGCUCUCCUGGCCUGUAAGUGGUUAAACACCAUUGCUCAGACACACCAUCCUCCUUCGUAGCCUGAGUGAGCCCAAUACAUUGUUCCUGCCUUCAGCAGGGGUGAUUACAUGGGCCGAGUUCAGGAUGUGGGCUGGGCAACUGCAGGACUGGUGAUCUGGGCUGGCACUUGCUACUGCAUUUACAGAUUAACCAAGGGAAGAUCUCAGAGUGGGAGCAGAUUUGCCAGAAAUGGGUCCAGGAUCGAGACGGAGACUGAGGUUGGGGUACAGAACCAGACCGUGGCCACAGGUGAAGCCAUGGCUGGAGCAGAGACUAGAGUCAAGACUGAACCAGAAACUGGAGAAGGAGGUGAGCCUGUGGCCGAAGCAGAUCCCACGGUCCCUGUUCUAGCUAGAACCAGUAUCAACUGUCAGGUCGAGACAAUGCUUGAGGAGGAGGGAGAGACUCAUUCUGAGACCAGUUCAUUGGUGGAAACUGUGGUCAUGACAGACGCAGUGACUUUUACUGAAGCCACAGCCAAAGCCAAAGAAGUGACCAUGAAAGAGGCAGUCACACAAACUGAAGUUGAGACUGAGGAAGUAGGCAAGAAAGAGGCAGUGACGCAGACCAAAGCUAAAGCUUGGGAAAUGGCUGGCAGGGCAGAGGUCAAGAAAGAAGCAAUGACCCAGACCAAAGCAGAAGCUCCUCCAUUGGCUGAAAAAGAGACAGAGAUUAACAGAGUAACAGUGACUCAGAGUGAGGUCUUGGCAGUGACCAAGGAAGUAGUCAAGAUUGGAACCAUGAAUGAGACUGGAAUUGUGGCAGAAGCCACGAUAAGAACACUGGAAGAGACUGUGAGUGUGACUAGAACUCAAUCUGAGACUAGGCUUGGUGUCACAGUUGAUACUAAUGAAAAUCCCAUUGAUAUGCCCCUUGUAGUGGCUGGAGUGGACGUGAAGUCCUAUGCACAGUCUCAGGCUGUGGACAUAAUCCAAAAUGAUGACAUGAUCGGUGAUGAGGUUGACGACAAGGAGAAUCUCAAAAGCACGUCUGAGGCAGGGUCUGGGGUAGAUACAAAGGCUUCUGAUCAGCCCCCUAUUGUUGUCAACAUUCUGGCUGAAGCCAUGCCGGGGGCAAGGGAUGAUGCUUGUGAUAAUACAAAUGACAUUUGUGAAGCAGAGGCAGAUAUGACAACUUGUAUAAUACAACCUGAGACUGUGGCCACGAUACAGGCUGAGACAACGUCUGGUGCCACCACGACUGAUGACGGGGAAGAUGCCAAUGUUGUCUUUAAGGCAGUGACUGGUGCUGACAUAGCUGAUACCGAUCCUCAAGCUGUAACCAGUGACGAGACUGAAGCCAUGCCUGAUGCCAAGGUUAAGGGUAAAGGUAAUGCCACUGCCAUGGCUAAAGCAGGGACCAAGGCAAACACGAAAACCAAUUUGCAGACUGAUGCCUUGCCUGAUACCGAGGAAAAAAACAUAAGUGAUCCCAGCGAUGUGGCUAAGGCAGAGGCUAGCGGAGACGUGGUUUUCUGUACCCAGACUGAGCCUGUGGCCAAUGUCCAGGGUGAUGACUUGCCUGAUGGCAAAAUCAAGGCUAAGGACAAUGCCAAUGCCAUAUCUAAGGAAGGGGCUCAGGCUACGGCCCAGAGCCAAGGUGAAGCCUUACCUAAUACUAAAGGUAAGGCUAGAGGCAAAGCCAAAGCCAAGUGUAAGGCAGGAGCUGCAACGGAUGUGAAAGCGUGUGCACAGCCUCAAGCUGGGACGAAAACCCAAGCUGAGACCUUGUCUGAUUCCAAGAUUGAUAGCAAAAGUGACUCUAAUGCCACGUCUAAAGCAGGGGCAAAGUCAGACAGUUGCCAGAAUGAGGCCCUGCCUGGUACUAAGAAUAAGGUCAAGGGCAAUCCAAGUCCUGUGCCUAAGGCAGAAGCUGGGGCAGCUACAGUGGGCUCUGCCCAGACCAACGUUGUGACCAGUUCCCAGGGUGAGAGUGCACCCGGUGCCAAGAAUAAGGUCAAGGGUAAUCGCAAUUCUGUGCCUAAAGCCGGGCCUGGACCAGACACUACGGAUUCUGCCCAGUCCCAGACUGUAGCCACUUCCCACAGUGAGAACUUACCUGGUGCCAAGAAUAAGGUUAAGAGCAAUCCCAAUGUUGUGCCUAAGGCAGAGGCUGGGGUGGGUGCCUGUCCCCAGUCUGUGGCCAUUUCCCAGGGUGUUGCCUUGACUGGUACCAAGACUAAGGCCAAGGGCAAUUCUAGUGCUGGGUCGAAACCAGAUGCUGGGGCAGGAACGAUGGGCUCUGUCAAGGCUGUGGUCAGCACCCAGGGCGAGACCGUACCUGGUUCCAAGAGUAAGGUUAAAGGUCAUCCCAAUGCUGUGCCUAAGGCAGAGACUGGGGCAAGUACAAUACUGGCUUUGGCUUCUUCCCAGGCGGAGGCCCUGCUUGGUGCCAGAAAUAAGGUCAGGGGCAAUUCCAACACUGUGCCUAAGGCAGAGGCUGGGUCAGGUACAAGGAGCUCUGCUCAGUCCCAGGCUGUGGUCAGUUCCCAGAAUGAGACUUUGCUUGGGGCCAGGAAUAAGGUCAGAUCCAAUGCUAGUACUAAAUCAGGAGCCAAAACAGGUACAAGGAGCUCUGCUCAGCCCCAGGCUGUGGUCAGUUCCCAGAAUGAAGCUUUGCUUGGGGCAAGGGAUAAAGGUCUGUCCGGUUCACAGGUAGGAGCCACUGUAGACAAUAAGAUGUAUGCCAGGCCCGUGGCAGGUGCUGUGCCCACUUCUGAAAUUGUGAGUGGGGUAGGUGCUCAGCCUAACAUGCACGAUUAUUACUGGAAUGGGAUUGGUGUUGAGGACUGGAUUGCUGCCGAGCGGUGGAUCAAAUUUAGGUUUCAGACCAUGGAUGGAGACUGGGAGAACACUGUAUCCUGGACUGAUGAAGAGAAUGCAGCCAAUGUCGGGCCCUGGAGUGGGGCUAAUGAGAAGACUGGCAUUGUUAGUUCCUGGGCUGUGGCUUGUGAUGAAAACAGCAUUAAGUCCUGGACUGGGGCUAGGACUGAGAAUGAGGUUGCUCUUGGGUCCUGGGUAGGUGCUGGUGACCAGGCCAGUGGGGCAAUCUGGGCAGGAGCUCAGGCUACUGAGGCCACUGGAGGCUCCUGGACUGGGGCUGAGAACCAGAUCAGUGCAGGUUCUUGGGUUGUCUCUGGAAACCAGGCCAUUGCAGGGCCCUGGGCUGUGAGUCAGGUUAGUGACGGGUCAUGGCCUGCAGUCCAGGCCAGUGGAGUGUCCUGGGUAGUGGACCAGGCUACUGGGACCUGGACUGUGGCUGACAAUCAGGCUGGUGCAAUGUCUUGGACUGGAGCUGGCAAUAUAGUUAGUAUUGGAUACUGGACUGGGGCUGUAGACCAGACCAAUGCAGUGUCCUGGACAGGGACUGGUGAUCAGGCUGGUGGUGAGGUCAAGCCAAGGUUUGAAGAUCAGGCCAGUGAAAAGGGGACCUGGGCUGGAGCCGGUGUCCAGACCAGUGGAGAGUCCAGGUUGGGACCUGAGGAUCAGUCCAGUGGAAGGUCUUGGACUGAGACUGCAGACCAAGCUAAUGCAGCAUCCAGGCUUGGGACUGUAGAUCCAUCUGGUGGUGCAUCCUGGGCUGGCACUGGGGACCAGGCUGGUGGAGUAUCUACAUCAGGGUCUGCAGACCAGUCUGAUGGUGGAUCCAAACCUGGUUUUGAGAAUCAGACCACUGAUGAAGGGUCUUGGACUGGCACUGUUGGCCAGGCUAGUGGAGGGUCCAAGUCAGUGCCUGAGGAUCAGUCUGCUGGAAGAUCCUGGGCAGAUUCUGGAAACCAACUCAGUGGAGGGUUCUUGGUUGGGCCUUUGGACCAGGCCAAUGGAGAGUCUCAGCCUGGGUCUGGAGAACUGGCUGCUGGUGGAGUAGAUCAGUCCAGUGGAGGAGGAUGCUGGCCUGGUUCUGGGGACCAGUCUGGUGGAGAGUCUAGGAUGGGGCCCAGGGACCAAUCUAAUGGAGAGUCUUGGCCUGGCACUGGAGAGCAGACCAGUGGAUGGUAUUGUACUUACACUGGGAAUCAGACCAUUGGAGGAAGCUCUUGGGGUGGGGCUAGUGGUCAGGACGUUGGAGGGUCAAAGCCAGUGCAGGUGAACCAGACUACUAGUGGAUCCUGGCUUGUCACUGGGACUCAGAUCAGUGGUGUGUCCUGGACUGGUGAUCAGGUUGGUGGCUGUUCCAAGCCUGGAUUUGAGGAUCAGGCCAUUGGAGGAGGAUUCUGGGCUGGUGCUGGGGACCAGGCCACUGGAGGGUCCAGGCCAGCUGUGUCUGAGGGUCAGUCUAAUGGAGGAGUUUCCUGGGGUGGAGCUGGGAGUCAGGUCAGUGGAGGGUCCUGGGUUGGGCCUGUGGAUCAGACUAGUGGCUCUUCGAAAUCUGGAUUUGAAGAUCAGGCAUGUGGAGAAUCCUGGCCUGGGUCUAGGUCUAGUAAUGAAGCCAGUGGAGGAUCUAGGCUAGAUACACAAGACCAGGCCAGUGGAAGAUUCCUUGUAAGUGCUGAGGUGGAGGCCAAUGAAGGAUUUUGGUUUGGGCCUGGGAGUGAGGCCUUUAUAGGGUCUUGGUGCUGGACAGAGGAAGCUACUAUUUUGCCUAUAGCUGGUCUUAAAGAUGAGGCCAGUGUUGAAUCCACGGCAGGUACUAAGGAAGAAGCCACCAUUAGUUCUGGAUUGGGGGAUGAGAAGAAGAGCAGUACUGAGGAGACAGCUGUUACAGGCACCUGUGUUGGAGGUGAGGCUGAGACUGUGGCUGGAGCCGAGGCUGAGACUGUGGCUGGAGCCGAGGCUGAAGCUGAGACAGAGGCUAAGGCUGAGGCUGAGGCUGGAGCAGAGACAGAGGUUGAGGCCGAGGUGGGAGCAGAGACUAGGGCAGAGGCUGGGGUAGCCGAUUCUGAGACUGGAGCUGAGGCUGGUCCUAGAGUUGAGGCAGUGGUUGGGGCUGAAGCCGGAAUGGAAAUUUGGUCCUGGGAGGGAGAUGCAGCCUCUAAAGGGUCAAGGCUUGGGGCUGAGGCUGAGGCUGAGGCUGAGGCUGGAGUUGGGGGAGGGGCUGAGGCUGAGGCUGAGGCUGAAGCUGAGACUAGCAUGGGAUUUUGGUUCUGGGAUGGAGAUGCAGCUACUAAAGGAUCUAAGCGUGGAGCUGAGGCUGAGGCUGAGGCUGGAGUUGGAGCAGGGGCAGAGGCAGAGACUGAAGCUGUGGCCGAGACCAGCAUGGGAUUUUGGAUUUGGGACGGAGAUGCAGCCACUAAAGAGUCUAGGCUUGGGGCUGAGGCUGAGGCUGAGGCUGGAGUUGGAGCAGGGGCUGAGGCUGUGGCUGAGGCUGGAGUUGGAGCAGGGGCUGAGGCUGUGGCUGAAUCUGUGGCUGAGACCAGCAUGGAAUUUUGGCCCUGGGAUGGAGAUGCAGCCACUAAAGAGUCUAGACACGAGACUGAGGCAGAGGCUGGGGCUGGAGUUAUGGCUGAGGCUGGGGCUGGAGUUGUAGCCGAGGUUGGGGCUGAGACCAGAAUGGGGUUUUGGUUUUGGAAUGAAGACUCAACCACUAAAGGGUCUAGGCUUGGGGCUGAGGCUGCGGUUGGAGUUGUUGCAGAGGGUGGGGCUGAAGCCAGAAUGGAGUUUUGGUCCUGGGAGGGAGAUGCAGCCUCUAAAGGGUCUAGGCUUGGGGCUGAAGUAGAGGCUGGCUUAGGGUCUUGGACUUUCGCUGCAGAUGUAAAUGAUGAUGAUGAGGAGGAGGAGGAGCUAAGUAGAGAAUCCAGCCCUGGUAUUGAAGAGAUCAGUCUAAGAAACUUGUUUGGGGCUGACAGUGAGGACAAUAAUGACCUCAGAUCUACAAAUGAAAAAGAUGCCAAUUCUGAAUCUGGGACUGGGGAUAAGGUCAGCACUAAAGAUAAGUUUGAUGCUGCUGAUGGAGUUGACAUCCGAUCUUGGUUCUGUACUGGUAAUGAAAACAGAUGUGAGGACGAGUCUACAUCUCAAGUGAAAGCCAAAAGGACAACUGAACCAAGAGGCAUAUAUCCAUCUAUGGUCCCUGGGGCAGGAAUGGGUGUAUGGGAUGGAACCAUAGUUUGUUCAGAAAGCAAGCUGUUACAGCAAAGCAGCUUUCCAGGUGAAGAAGGCUUCAGAAAGCAAGUCAAUACUGGAGACAAGGUGCAUUCCUGCAACUGCCGCUGCAAACGGGAUGUUAAUCUGGAUCCAGAAGAUCUUGAGAAACUCAUUUGCAUGAUUGAAAUGACUGAAGAUGCUUCUGUUCAUGAGAUAGCCACGAAUGCUCUAUAUAACAGUGCUGAUUAUCCUUUUCCGCAGGAAAUUGACCGGAAUAUAGGUGGAAUUUCAGUUAUCCAAAGCUUAUUGGGUAAUCCCUACCCUACUGUCCGCCAGAAGGCUUUAAAUGCCUUGAAUAACCUCUCAGUUGCUGCUGAAAACCAUAGGAAGGUUAAGACAUAUUUAAGUCAGGUAUGUGAAGAUACUGUCACCUAUCCCUUAAACUCAAAUGUGCAAGUGGCCGGACUAAGACUGAUAAGACACCUUACUAUUACUAGUGAGUAUCAGCAUAUGGUUACCAACUACAUUUCAGAAUUUCUCCGUUUGUUGGCUAUGGGAAGUGGAGAAACUAAAGACCAUGUUUUGGGAAUGCUUGUGAAUUUCUCUAAAAAUCCAUCCAUGACAAAAGACUUGCUCAUUGCCAAUGCACCAACAGCACUGAUUAACAUCUUUAGCAAGAAGGAGACAAAAGAGAACAUCCUUAAUGCCCUUUUACUUUUUGAAAAUAUAAAUCGUCAUUUUAAAAAAAGAGCAAAAACAUAUCCCCAAGACAGAUUCAGUAAAAGUUCCCUUUAUUUUCUGUUUCAACGACCUAAAGCCUGUGCCAAGAAACUUAGAGCCUUAGCAGCAGAUUGUAGUGAUCCAGAGGUGAAAGAAAAAGUUGAGGUAUUAAUAAAUAAACUUUGAUUGGCUCUCUGUUCUCCCCAGAGUUUGAGUAACAUUUUGGUUUUACAUCCUGGACAUGAUGUACAUUGUAAAUUGCAUUAGAAUUUUGAAACUAAUGUUGCCUAUAAGGACCUAUAGCUGGACAAUUUUAUGAACACCAAACGAAUUCAAGCUUGUUCUGGAAAUACAUGUGUCAAUUUUUAUCUUGUCUGGAUUGAGAUAUUUUUAGUAUGCUUCAUGAGCAGAAACCAAACUGAUUCUUCAUAAGUAAGGUAAUCUUUGGUCCUUUGUGUGGACUUAUGUUUAUACAUUUGAGACUUUAUUUUUAUGUCAUCAAUAA